CCUGCACAAAAGAGAAGGGGAAGGCCUCAAAAACCCUUAAAAGAUGAGAUUGAUGAAGAAGAAACUGAGAAAAUAGAGGCAGAUGACAGUGAGAAUGGAAAGGCUGGUAUUGCAAGCAAGGAGAUCAAAAGCCCCUCUGUGGCAGAGAAUGGUAAGAAGAGGAAGCGGUACUCACAGGUGAAGGAGAAGUCAGAUUCGGUUAAGGAGGAAAAUGGUAUUGGGACACGAUCAAGCACCGAUGACUCAACUAAGUCUAAUGGAUUUCGGCAUAAUGGGAGCAGACGGAAAAACAAGCCCCGUCGAGCUGCUGAAGCCGGUGUUGAAUGCAAGUGAGAGUAUGGUAACCUGUUGCACUGGUUUCUUCCUCUCCACAACGCCAGAAACAUCUCGGGACAGGAAGUGAGACCUAGUAAAUCUCUAGUUUUUUCUUCUUUUUCUGGUUAAUUGUUCGUUCUUCGGUAAUUUCGUAUCAUAAUUCCUUUUUUGAUUUGAAUUGUGAAAUUUGGAAUGCAUUCUGAUGGAUGUAGUUUUCCAUGGUGCUAUGAUAUUUUAAAUUUUGACUAUUUAUUUCUUUGCACUGUAUAAUUUGCAGAACGUAUUUAAGGCUUUAACCAGUUGCUAUCUUCACAGUA
Prunus mume (Japanese apricot) is the source of this 632-nucleotide messenger RNA. RefSeq lists its product as uncharacterized. Lineage: Eukaryota; Viridiplantae; Streptophyta; Magnoliopsida; Rosales; Rosaceae. The record is from RefSeq and is a predicted model, not a curated record.